UACUUCAAGCCUAAGCGCGCGGUUCGAAAAUUCGUGUGACGUCACGACUUCUGGUCAUAAUAAACUUCGGAACGCAUGCAGUGGCUCUUUGCUGAUUGCUGAAGCUUCUUACGUUGUGCGAACGCUGAAGCAGAAUACUUUGAUUUUUUUAUGGUUUUAAGGUUGGAUGUAUUUUAGAGAGUUAUUAAAAUGCCGGGUAGAUGCUGUGUACCAUUAUGUAAGGGAAACUACCCAACAGGACCAAAAGUGUCUGUAUUCUCCUUUCCUAAAAAUGAAGAUUUGAAGAGAGAGUGGCUUUCUGCAAUCCAACGGAAAGACUUUUCACCCAAAAAGAGUUCAAAGGUUUGUGAAUUGCAUUUCAAGGAAAGUGAUUUUAAAGUUGAAGCUUCAGCAUUUGAUUCUAAGAAUGGAAUUUUAAUUUCUGCUCCACUUCAGGUAUUCAUAACGAAGAAAGGAGUGUUUUUAUCAUGAAAUGGCUCUCAGGUGUAAAAAUGCAUAGGAUAUAUCUUAGUUUAUUGAAGUUAAGAAUUGGUGCUUUGUGGACUAAAAAAUAUGUGCAAUAUCCAUUGUCACACCACUCUGUUCAAGAAUAUCGAUCAGUCCUGAAUGAUAAAGAAAAUGAUUAACAAAGGAAUAUCUAGAACUUGAUUGUGUGCAUGAUUUAAUUCCAAAUAUAAGUAUUGGAAUAAUUCAUCCUCCUUAUUUUCAACAAAAACUCUUCAUUUGGUAAUAUACAUUUGUGCUUAUCAGUGUGGUGUCUUGUGUAACAAAUCGUCAGUAUUAUAAAAUAGAUGGAAAGAUCUUUGGUUAUUGCAAGAGCUUUAUGUGCUGAAGAAGUAAAAAAAAAAUGUCCCAGAUAAUUGUGGAUAUUAUGAAACUGAGUAUCAUAAGAAUGGAAAAAUAUUUCUUAAACAAAUUACCUUGUGAUGCAUGUAAUGGGUAUGUUUAUUUUAUUUCAUAUAACUGUAAAUUUAAUUAUUGAUAAUAAGCAAACUUUUUUUUUUUCCCUAAAAUGCCAUUGGUGUAUUGUCAUUAUUCUAUAUUGACAUGUAUUCUCUUACAUUUAUCAUUGAAACCAGAGAUUUUAUAAUAGAAUAUGGGAAACUUGUGUUGAAGGCCUGUUGAUUGAAAUACAAGUGACCAUUACAUCUUUGGAAUUUGCAUUCUCAUUGCCAAUUUUGAAAAGACAUUCUUUUACAUUUUCUUAAAAAAGUUAACAUUCUAAUGACUUUAGAAGUAAACAUUGGCGACUUCAUAUGAACCAGUCUCUUGGCGAGUUUAGCAAAAAAUUUGCCGAUGGCUUCCCCAUAACAGAACUGUACUGGAUUCUAUACCUGAAUAUUGCAUUAAAAGGAGAGAAAAACCAUUUAUUAUGAAGAUAAUAAAUGAUUCAUAUUACGAAUGUUCAUUUCUUAUAAUGAUCGAGUUUUAUAUUCUUGCAUUGUAUUUCUUUUGUGUCAACACAGAAUAAAUUGUGUCGGAUUUCAGUUAUAAUGAUAUGUGUAAAGAUGCUGUAAUAAAAUUUGUUAUAAAUGUA
Molecule: messenger RNA, 1537 nt
Organism: Stegodyphus dumicola
Lineage: Eukaryota; Metazoa; Arthropoda; Arachnida; Araneae; Eresidae
Product: THAP domain-containing protein 2-like
Molecular function (GO): sequence-specific DNA binding
Source: RefSeq, a predicted model, not a curated record